UUUGCAUCUGGGUCUCAGGUUCAAUCUGACGAAGAAGUUACGGCGCGCCUCAUGCUUUCAAAUCCUUCUACCAUGAUCUGACUCCUUGCGUUCGUUCCUACCUGGCUUCUCUCCCGCUUCGUUCUUACACCUUCUGCAGGUCGUCAUGCGUGACCGUGACACUGGCCGCUCUCGCGGUUUCGGUUUCGUGACCUUCUCGUCUCAACACGAGGCCGACUCUGCCAUCGCUGCUCUUAACGAGACUGAGCUCGAUGGUCGUCGCAUUCGUGUCAACAUGGCCAACUCUCGUCCAGCUGGGUAAGUUAGAGCAGCUCGGCGCUCAGUCUCGCCAUCAACUCUUGUCGACCACAGGACAAGAUGAAUCUACAACAUGACUUGAAUCUGGUGUUGACGUGGUCUUCUCCUUUUCC
This is a messenger RNA of Ceraceosorus guamensis, 410 nucleotides long. RefSeq lists its product as hypothetical. The record is from RefSeq and is a predicted model, not a curated record. Bases 146 to 301 code for a protein of 51 amino acids. Lineage: Eukaryota; Fungi; Basidiomycota; Exobasidiomycetes; Ceraceosorales; Ceraceosoraceae. The transcript has a single exon. Gene Ontology annotation, molecular function: RNA binding.